Molecule: messenger RNA, 976 nt
Organism: Lolium rigidum
Lineage: Eukaryota; Viridiplantae; Streptophyta; Magnoliopsida; Poales; Poaceae
Product: eukaryotic initiation factor 4A-I
Exons: 7
Coding region: 54-713 (219 amino acids)
Source: RefSeq, a predicted model, not a curated record
ACCGAUCCGGAGCUGUUCUUGCUGAGGAAUAUUCGGUUUCCUCUCCGGCCGCGAUGAGGUCCUCGUCCGCCGCCGAUUUCCCCGACGCCCCGGCAUCACCAAGCUCCCCUGCCACGACGCUAGCCCACUCCAGCGCCGGCCGUCACUUCUACCUCGCCGUCGACCGCCUUCAGUUCAAGAUGAGGACAUUGUUGGAGCUCUUAGGAGUUAUCUCGGAUCGCCACGGCGCUCUGCCCAUCUCCAUAUGUGUUUCAUCCCGGGAUGAGCUCGAUGCCGUCUGUGCUGCUGUUGCAAACCUCCCCUUUGCGUCCUCAUCACCGCUGUACAGUGAUCAGGCUGAAGCUGAGCGUGCUUCUGUUCUUGAGAAAUCUCGCCGGGCAGCAAUACAGCGCAAUCAGAUUGAAAACACUGAUAUUGCUGGAAGUCCCAAGCCCGAAAGUUUGGUCUCAAAGCUAAGCAUUGCAGUAGUAACAGAUGCUUGCUUGCCUUCAGCGGCAAUGGGAGAGGCUCCACUUAUGGCUCGUGUGCUGAUAAACUAUGAGUUGCCGACAAAGAAGGAAGCUUAUUUAAGACGUAUAUCAGCAUGCUUGGCAGCAGAUGGAAUCGUGAUUAAUAUGGUGGUUGGUGGUGAGGUAGCUCUUCUGAAGUCUCUGGAAGAAACCAGUGGAUUCGUGAUUGCAGAGAUGCCAAUACAUGUGUCUGAGAUAUUAUGACAGCCUCAAUUCGUUUCAGAAGUUACUAUUGUAAUUCAGGACUAACCACUCCAGGUUCCACCAGUGCUACUUUGAUGUUUGAAAUUACUCUUUGGUUCCUUCAGAGUAUGUGAGCUGGUCUUAUUAUUAGGUUUCAGAAUAAUGGGAUUGUUGUUUAUUGCCUCUAUGUACUGAGAAAUGGAAAGUUUUAGUAAACUUCCUACAUCAUGUGUAUGUUGUUGUCAACAAUUAUCAAUGGAAUGGAGAUUUUUUUUUCUGACAAA